GCUGCAGAGUUAGAGAGAGAGCAAAAGUACUGGAGUGCACGUUCUGGGAGUUCCUCUGUGACUCUGUCUCUCUGUCCAUCAUAUAUAGCUAGACAGAUGGGGAGGAGUCCUUGUUGUGCAAAGGAGGGGUUAAAUAGAGGAGCAUGGACAGCUAUGGAGGACAGAACUCUUACAGAGUAUAUAACAACUCAUGGUGAAGGCAAAUGGAGAAACCUUCCCAAAAGAGCAGGGCUUAAGAGAUGUGGAAAGAGUUGCAGGCUGCGAUGGUUGAACUAUCUAAGACCUGAUAUCAAGAGAGGAAACAUCACUCGGGAUGAAGAAGAGCUCAUUAUCCGGCUUCAUAAGCUCUUGGGAAACAGAUGGUCUUUGAUAGCGGGUAGGCUUCCUGGCCGAACAGACAAUGAAAUCAAGAAUUACUGGAACACAAACAUUGGCAAGAAAGUUCAAGAUCACUCAUCCACUAAUUCUGAAGCCAAUAUUACUCACCACAAACCACCAAAUCAUCAAACCCAGAAGAAGAACACAAACGUCGUCCGCACCAAGGCAUCAAGGUGCACCAAAGUGUUCAUGCCACACCAGCAGUCACAAAUAGAUAAGAAAGGGACUUGUAAUAAUCCUACUGCUGAUCAACAAGGUGCUGCACCUUUCUUGAACCAUGAUUAUUAUGAUCCCGUCAACUAUAAUGAUGAUCCAGCGCUGAGAAUGAUGGGGAUCACUGACACUCAUCACCAAGAAUCUGAUGAUUUUUCCCCAUUACUUAACCUGGAGAUUGAUAAUGAAAACAGUAAUUCUUGCGGGUUUAUGGUAGAUUUUAAGAUGGAUGAGAGCUUCCUUUCGGAGUUUCUCAACGUCGAUUUUUCUGAGCUCUACAGCAGCAGUACUAGUACUGCUAAUGGAGGAGAUGGUGUUAAAGCUGCUAUUAGUACCACUUGUGGAGACGACGACCACCAUGAGCAGCAUGGCCCAGAUUUCCGAUCAUCCAUGGCUCCUAUCAUCGACUCUGAGCUGGACUGGCUCUCAUGAUGGUAGAUAUACUUAGAGCUUAGUAUAUCUA
This is a messenger RNA of Fragaria vesca subsp. vesca, 1054 nucleotides long. RefSeq names its product transcription factor TT2-like. The record is from RefSeq and is a predicted model, not a curated record. Bases 97 to 1023 code for a protein of 308 amino acids. The transcript has 3 exons. Lineage: Eukaryota; Viridiplantae; Streptophyta; Magnoliopsida; Rosales; Rosaceae.